Aspergillus bombycis is the source of this 2295-nucleotide messenger RNA. Its product is annotated as SH3 domain protein. The record is from RefSeq and is a predicted model, not a curated record. Gene Ontology annotation, cellular component: cell tip; microtubule cytoskeleton. Gene Ontology annotation, biological process: establishment or maintenance of actin cytoskeleton polarity. Gene Ontology annotation, molecular function: protein binding. NCBI's taxonomy places the organism in Eukaryota, Fungi, Ascomycota, Eurotiomycetes, Eurotiales, Aspergillaceae. The transcript has 6 exons. Bases 1 to 2295 code for a protein of 764 amino acids.
AUGACGCGCCCCCGAAUUGUUCGCGCUGAUACUCUUGAUCUUCAAGACCAGCAUGCACCCUCGGCUAAGGAUCAUUCGAAACAGCAUAUUGUCGUAAGCAGCGGCUUUGGACCCCACCAGGAGCAAUCCAUUCGGCAUGCCGAUCAAGACACGAGAGAAGAAGUGAUGCAUGGGCCCGGGACCGAAGAAAAUCACCUAGCCGCCGAUGAUUAUCGCGAUGGUAUCGAUAUAUAUGAUGACGACGAUGAUUUGGACGACGACCUAGGGCACAGUCAGCACGUUGGAGGCUCAGAAGAUGGUGACCUAGCAGACGGAGAAGGCGAUGAUGAUUUGUUGGAUGAUGAUCUUAUGGAUAAAAUCUCGAGCUCCCCAUCUAUCGACGACGAGGAUAUCGACUUCGAGUUUGUUUAUGCGCUUCACAACUUCGUUGCAACCGUUGAUGGACAAGCCAACGCGGCAAAGGGUGACACUAUGGUCCUUCUGGACGACAGUAACAGCUACUGGUGGCUUGUUCGAAUCGUCAAAGAUGGCAGUAUUGGGUAUCUGCCUGCCGAGCAUAUUGAGACACCAACCGAAAGAUUGGCAAGAUUAAAUAAACACAGAAAUGUCGAUCUUUCCGCGACGAUGCUCGGAGACAACUCGGAAAAGUCUAAGAAUCCGCUGAAGAAAGCAAUGCGCCGUAGAAACGCGAAGACCGUAACGUUUACGAGCCCAACCUACAUUGAAGCAUCUGACAUAGAGUUUUCGACGGAUGACGAACUGGACGAUGUUGCUUCUUUGACCGAUGUGGAUGGAUUGCAAGGGGAUGUUGACGACCUGCAAGAGAGUGAACAUGAGGACAUUGUUGUCGAGCCUCUCAGACCGAAGUCGCAAAGAGACAAGGCAAGCGAGGAUUUGGAAACAGUACACGAAGUCAAAGAAUCUGAUCGGGCCAGCCCCGAGAACCAACGAUCUAGUGUGGAGUUGUUGGAGUCUGAAGCAGAAACAGCUGUCAGCCGGUCAAGAAACGGGACUGUGCGUAACACAGACUCAUUCUUCAAGGAUGACACCGUUGAGACGAAGAAAAUCUCUCUUACACCAAACCUCCUCCGCGACGAGGUUGGCAGUGGUAGCGUAGCCAAUGACGCACGAGAGGUAGGAUACACUCCCAUAAGCUAUUCAAUUGAAGGGAUUGCUGACAAUGUAUCAAAUUGCAAGACCCGUGGGAGCAUGGAGGCUGUCGAGAAAGCUCUCAGCGCAUAUGAUAAGAACAAGGACGACAAAAAGCGCAAAGACAAAAAACCAGGGAUGCUCAGUGGCUUAUUCAAGAGAAAAGACAAAAAGACGAAGGCAGCCGAAGAAGAUGUUGAUGAGGCAGAAAAGGUUUCGGGUGAAUUGUCUCGAUCUUCGCCACAACCCAAGACAUCAUCAGAAUCGAUAUCGUCUCCCGAGUCAAAAUCUCCUAACCCUCUCGUGGUGCAGAAACAGGCCAGCAAGCUGCAGAAGCAAUCCCCAGUCGUCCAGGCUCCUUCAAGAAAUGGCGUGGAGCAGGAACGGGCGGCACAGAGAUCAGCGGAGGCUAAUGAUGAUGUGAACGUUGCACAGAGCCAGAGGAAAGAGCAAACGAUACGCCAAGUAGCGUCCGAGGACGAUAUCCCACAGUCCCCUGUCUCGACUAAUCUUCAGCAAGACCAGCCUUUGUCCUCUCCCAUUCGGACAUCAAGCCCAUUGAAGAAACUCAACACUGCACAGCCAAGUUCAGCAGACACGGUAGCAUCUCCUACCAGACCUCACUAUUCGCAACACUCCGUUGCCUCUCCACCACAAAAUUUCCCUCCAAGGCAGGAUGUGGGAUACCAAGGCUUCCGUGGAGACUCCCCGGUGGAAGUUUCUCCAGUGGAUAUAUCCCCAGUGGAGGGCCCAUCUUCACCAGGUGCACCGGGCAUGACGAUGGAUCCAUCAUCACCUGGAGGCUUCUCCGUCUCCCCGGUAUCCCCGCCUUUGUCUCCAGCUGUCGAGAGCAACAGUAGCAGGAAUCUUGAUGCAGAUAGAACGUCGUUCGACGUAGGGUCGACCGAUACACCUACAUGGAGCGAUGCUAGCCUGCGAUCCUACCUUGACGAUGAAAGCGAUAUCCGCGACUUGUUCAUCAUCGUUCACGAUAACUCUAACGUUCCCCCUGCUGGCCCUGAUCACCCAAUCACUGGUAGCCUGUUUAAGGAGGAGAGCAAGCGACUCAAGGAAAUGAACAGUCAGUUGGAUUCGAUGCUAGCUGACUGGGUAGGCCGAAAGAUGCGGAAGUCUAUAAGCCAAUGA